Molecule: messenger RNA, 608 nt
Organism: Pogoniulus pusillus (Red-fronted tinkerbird)
Lineage: Eukaryota; Metazoa; Chordata; Aves; Piciformes; Lybiidae
Gene: FAM237B
Product: family with sequence similarity 237 member B
Exons: 2
Coding region: 61-468 (135 amino acids)
Source: RefSeq, a predicted model, not a curated record
GGCUCCCUGCUAGCAGAGCCUCUCUCACCGGAUGCCUCCCUGCAGGUAUCCUCCUGGGGCAUGGAGUUCCUACGGAAGCAAAGGCGGUGUCUGCAGCUGGGCUGCGUGCUUCUGCUGGCAGGGGUCUGUGCCAGCCUAGACCACCCAAAGGAGAUCCCAGCCAGCCUGGGGCAGAUCGACCACCAAUGCUGGGAGGUCUCAUCGCAGGGGCUGGUGGAAAUGAAGAAGCUGAAGGUAGCAGACACAGUGGUGGAUCUCUGGGACUUCAUGAUGUUCCUGAAGGAGUCUCCCAGGCCCAAGCAUAACAAACUCUUCGAUGACUUAGCCCAGAACUUUUGGGACAUGUACGUGGACUGUGUGCUCUCCAGGUCCCAUGGAAUGGGCAGAAGGCAACUCCUGGCUCCCAGAUACUCUUCCACAUACUCCCACAGGACUCUGGCAGGCUCUGCUUUUGCCAACCCAUUUUAGGCCAGAAGGGGAGAAGGGAGGAAGCUCAGCAAGGCAGCUCUGGAUGCAUCAGCAGCAAAACACAGCAGACACUGCAGAGGCUCAGGCAAAGCCAGUGCUGUGCUCCAGCCUUUCUUCCCUGCAGACGAGGCCUUGACCAC